Medioppia subpectinata is the source of this 2187-nucleotide messenger RNA. Lineage: Eukaryota; Metazoa; Arthropoda; Arachnida; Sarcoptiformes; Oppiidae. The record is from the annotation of a GenBank genome assembly.
GUGAAUGAUUGCAUCACUCAAUGGCACUAAACUAUGGCUGCCUUUGGGUUCACUUCAAACACAUGUCUUCGCCAUCACUUGAAACACACAUUGAUUACUAGAUUUAGACAAUUGUCUGCACUCGGAGUCAACACAUCCAUCAAAGAGGAAGACAUGCCUAAAGACAAGACUGUAUUACUGGAGAAACUGCGACAAAAUCGGCUAAAAAGCGCCAAAAAGACGGCCAAUAAUAAAGUUGUUUCAAAUGUGUUUCAAUUGUGUGUUUUGGGCAACGGAUCCAAAGGCAAUCCAAGAGCUCUCUAUGUGCUCACCGAACGCAACAGCUAUCUAUUCAAUUGCGGUGAAGGCACACAACGUCUGGCCAAUGAACACAAACUCAAACUCUCAAAACUUGAAAACAUAUUCAUAACUAAACGUUGUGUCGAAAACAUGAGUGGAAUCGUUGGUCUGGCGCUCACGUGUCAGGACAUCGGUGUCCCUCUCAUCACACUUCACGGCCCCGAGAAGAUCGACCAAAUUCUCAGCCUUUAUAAUCACUUCUUGACCAAUGAAGUGUCAUUUGUAUACACGUGUAAACUGAAGGAUAGAGCGGGAGAACUGAUGAUUAAGAAAUGCAUUGAAUUGAAGAUACCUCCCGGACCACUGCUCGGCAAACUUAAAUCGGGUGAAGACAUUGUCUUAGCAGACAAUAGAGUCAUUUGUUCCAAAGAUGUUAUGGGACCCCAAGAAAAGGGACUUAUUUUUAUGGUACUCGAGUGUCCGUCCAUUCAUUAUAUCGAUUCUUUAGUUAAUAAUCAAACUAUUCUUCAAAGUGUGUCAAAUGAAUUGGAUUUGCUGUCAGCUGUCGUACACUUCACUCCUUCAGAAGUAUUUAAUGACGAGAGGUAUAAGAAAUGGAUGAACCGUUUUGGCGAUUCAGUCGAUCAUAUAGUUGUGAAUGAAGAUAAUCCUCAGCCGAGUCUAAUCGGUUCCAAUCGACUACAAAUUCAGCUCAAUUUAAUUGAUUCGACAAUAUUUCCAUUACUUUAUUGUCACGAAACCGAAAACACGAACGAAGAGACAAAUAAAGUGAAGAAUACAAACACAUUAUCGCGAUAUCAUUUGAGACCUUCUAAUCUGAAAGGAUUUGAUUUGGAAAAUAUCGUCAGUAUUGACACAAAUGCUAUCAAAGAAGAAGCCUUUGCUAUCACACCGUUUACCGAAAGCCUUAAGAAAUAUCACGAAUGGGAAUCACAACUCGUGAACACAACUCAAGAAUAUCCAGAAAUUAUAUUUUUAGGAACCGGUUCUGCGGUUCCAUCGAAAGUGCGGAACACGAGUGCCAUUUGGGUGAACAUCGAUUGCGAGACCGCUUUCCUAUUGGAUUGCGGCGAAGGAACGUUCGGACAGUUGUUCAGGUUUUACGGCACAGAAUGCGAUCGACGGCUCAAACAAUUGAAAGCCAUUUACGUGAGUCAUCUUCACGCCGACCAUCACUUGGGAAUUCUUAAUCUCCUUAAGAAACGCUCGUCCAUCACAUCGGAACCGCUGCUGAUGAUUAUACCACCGGCUGUCAUCAAUUGGCUCGAGAACUAUCACCAAUGCGUGGAACCGAUCGCACAUUUAUUUGAAAUCAUAAACAAUAAAAAGUUUAUAUCAGAAAGCGAUGAAAGAGUGUUGAAAAGACUGCGAUUAAGGGAAUUGAAGACAUGUUUGGUUCCUCAUUGUUCGCAUAGUUAUGGCCUUUCGUUCACUACUAAUAGCGAACCAAAUAGUGUUAAAAUAGUGUAUUCUGGCGAUACUCAGCCGACACCCAAUCUGACCAGAAUUGGCCGAAACUGCGAUCUAUUGAUUCACGAGGCGUCGAUGGAGGACGAGCUCGUAGAUGAGGCCCGACUCAAGUUUCAUAGCACCACAUCCGAGGCCAUAGACGUGGGCAACGAAAUGGGCGCUAAGUUUACAAUUUUGACUCAUUUUAGUCAACGAUAUUCAAAGAUUCCGGUGUUUAACGAGAAUUUCAGCGAUAGAGUGGGAAUCGCUUUCGACAAUAUGAGGGUUCGCUUCUCAGAUCUUCAGAAAUUGCCAAAAAUGAUUCCAACUCUCAAAUGCCUUUUCGUCGACCAGAUUGAAGAACAUAAGGCCAGAAGCGCUAACCUUAUGAGGAAAAAGCAAUUAGUAUCUCAACAUCGCGCCAAUCGUCAAACAUAA